This is a messenger RNA of Acanthaster planci (crown-of-thorns starfish), 3596 nucleotides long. RefSeq lists its product as uncharacterized. The record is from RefSeq and is a predicted model, not a curated record. Lineage: Eukaryota; Metazoa; Echinodermata; Asteroidea; Valvatida; Acanthasteridae.
CCUGCUGAUGAAUUGGCGAAACAAUUAAACCGAUGGGUCGUGGAACUGCAUCAUCCUUUUGCCCGCCGUAGGGUAAUGCACAUUUGAGAGAAAGAAAACCCUUCGAAAUCACCGGAAUUUUAAAACUUUUCAACAUGACCUCCUCUGUGUGGAGGCUCGUGAUGGUAUGUGUCAUCAUGACCCUGGUGGUGCCAUCGGAGGCUACGUGUCCUCAGGGAUGGACCAGGCUUGGAUUUAAGUGUACCCGUUUAUUCUUGGAGCCGAUGACUUGGAAGGCAGCCGAGGCCAACUGCCAGUCUUUUUCCAAUGAUGCCAGCGAACGAGGUCACCUGUUGUCUCUUGCGGACGUGAAAGAAACCACGUUACUGAGCUUGAUCAUGGAUGAGGCACAGCAGGGCGGUACGUGGGUGGGGUUAGCGCAACAGGAGGAUAAUAACAACAUGAUGACGUGGUCAAAUGGGUUGCCGAUAGAUCUUUUUAGUGUCAUCGAAAACGAACUGCUUGACUUCAGUAGAGGAGGAGGUUGCACUCAAGCAACCAUAGAAGAGAAACAGCCCACAUUGCGGACCACAAGCUGUAACACCAUGCUACCAUACGCGUGCGAACUCAGUGACUGCCCAGGAGGAUGGACGUCUUACGCCGGUAGCUGCUUCAAGCACUUCGACAAGAAGAAAUCGUGGAGUGAGGCCGAAGACUUCUGUCAGGGACACCGGAAGGAUGAGGUCAAGGGUCAUCUGGUGUCCAUAGCGACUGACGACGAGAACAGGUUCCUUUCUGAGUGGCAGAAGGCAGCGUCAGGAAAUGAAAACCUCGGAGACACAUGGAUCGGACUCUACGGCAUUCCAGGUGGCGACCGGUUUUUCUGGACGGCAGAGCUGGACUUUGCAAACGACGGCCAGGCCGACCUUCAACAGAUCUCGCCCAAUUACUGUACGGAGAUGCACAAAACUGGAGAUGGAUUGUGGGGCCAAACCUCGGAUUGCAACCAAGCCGCGACACACAUCUGCAAGCUGAGUCACUGUCCCGUGGGCCUGGUGGCAUUCCGAGACCAGUGCCUCUUGUACUUGGGCAGGCCAGAUACCGAUGCUGAUGAGACACCUGGUGGUGAAGGUCACUCGCAGUCUCCACGUAGAAGCCCUAGAAACCGGCGCAGCGCCCCUUUCAACUUCGGCGCUUUGGCCAACAGAUUCAGGUUAGGAAGGACCAAUCCACAGACUUCGCAGAAGAGUUCGGCAAUCACUCGUAAAGUCAGCUUCAGUAAUUUGUGGAAAAAGAGGACCAGCAGCAAAUCCCCUAUCACUCGCACCCUUGGUUCAUCAGUUAAGAAAUCACCAUUUUCGGGUCUGAGCUUUGGGAAAAGUUUCCAAAUAACCAGAAGCGGAACUAGUGGCAAGAGGCUCCCAUUCACAUUCGGCGCUGCCUUCAGAAAUUCCGCCAAAAGCAAAAGUGUGAGCACGGGAAUCAGCAGCAUCACCCAAUCACCGCCUAGGCCCCAGCAGGCUCAGUCUUUGCCGGCCCAAGGUGCCCCAGUCCCAGCUCAGAAGGCUCCCGCGCCCGCUCGACCUUCUCCUGUCCCAGUCAAGUCAGCGGCAGCACCAUCCCCCGACACCUCUUCCGUCAAUCAACCGGUCAGACCCUUUGUCUCGUCCACUAGUCAGACUGCAUCUUGUCCAGGUGGGUGGACAAAACAGGGUAGCUCCUGCUACAAGUUCUUUGCCGAAGAGAAAUCUUGGGACGAUGCCGAGGAUCACUGUAAGAAUAUCGACCUAGGAGAUGGCGUUAACUACCAAGCUCAUCUGACGACGAUAGAAAACGUGCUGGAAAACCUCCUGCUUGGGCUGAUGGUAAAAAGUCAGGCAGGCGGCGCUCACACCUGGAUCGGCAAGAAAAAGAUGGGCGAGCAAAACAGCUGGAUAGUCAAUGAAGGGACCGACUUCAACGCCAAUUUGGUUCAAUCACAACGGGAUGGUGCACCGGAUGGUUGUGCAUUUAUUAACCACAAGGCAGAAUGGGGACACACAGAGUGUUCGGCGAGAUUGCGAUUCCUCUGCAAGUUUAAGAAAACAGAGAAGUAUAAAAAGUCAGUUGAGGUUGUACCGGAGUCACGAAAUGUAGCGUCAUCAGCAUUGGAUUCAGCGCUAACCUCAGAAUUACCUGCAAGAAGUACCGGCCAGAAGUAUUGCUUCCCAACCUGGAAAGAGCACAGUGGAUUCUGCUAUCACUUCUCCGUGGUGGAGUUACCAUGGGAAGAAGCGAGAGAUAUAUGCCGCUCCUACUUCUUCGGCAACGAAGUCAUGGAACAAGCCAACUUGGUCUCAAUAACCUCUGCCGAGGAAAACGACUUCUUGAUGGCCACCUCUGUCGCGACCAACUCGUUCUGGAUCGGCAGGAACGGGAACGCGUGGCUGGAUGGCAAGGUCUUGGGUUACCGGGCUUCAGAAAUCAAUGCAGCGUCUCCCGGGCUGUGUUCGUAUGCAGUUAACAAGCGGUGGGGCUACCAGGAUUGUGGUCAGAAGCUCCGAUAUGUCUGCAAAAUGCCGAUGGCAAAAGUGGAGCGUGUUGUGCGGAAGAGGCGAAGCCUCAAAGAAUAGUCUCAAGGCAUUUCUCAAAUUUCGGCUUCCUUUCGGUUCUGGUUGAGCUUGCAUGUUCGUGAUUUUUUUUUUCGGGCUAAAUCUCCCUUGUCUUAUCAUGGUCAAAAUGUUGGUCUGGUUUGUUUUGCUCGAACACUAAAUGUUUGCAGUAGUUGCUGGGGCGAACCGAUAGUGAAAGCUGGAGAAACGAAGUUUAAGAUACGUUCCUACAUGUAGUAUCACCACUAUAUUGUAUUGACCCACUAUCAUGUCGACCCUGCCACAGAAAUGUCUGAUUCUUGUAUUAAAAGGUACCUCUUCAAUAUUAUAAUUAAUCUGUCCUGUUCAGAGAUAUUUAAAGCUGUAGUAUACUGUACCCAAAAUAUCUGAUAUGCCCUUUGAGGGGCCAAAGUGCAAAUAGAACAAAAGUGAGUUUUAUGAUCCGUAGUUUAGCCAAAGUUCGACGUAGGUAUAAACCUCUUGAGCAAAUUAGCGAUAAUAUAAUUAUGCUACACGGAUGUUUGCUGUUUAUUUCGGUAUUAAAACAAAUCAUUAUACCUACCUAACUUGGUCAUCAAAGAUCGUAUUUUUAAUAUUCUAGUAAUGGUGUUUACCUUAUCGGUUGAAUUUAUGUCUUUGGUUUCCUAGAUGGGUAAAAAUUUUACACUUAAUUGGGUGGCCAGAUAUCAUUAUUUAAUCAUGGUGAUUGGCAUCAGUAAAAUCAACGAAUUUAGAAGAACGAUUACCAAACGGUUGUCACACGAACUUGAUUCGUCAAUAUUGUGGCGUUAGUGUGCAGUCAUGCAUGUUGCCAUAAUGUUAUAGAGUCUCGCCAAGAAAGCAAUGGAUUUUUGUGUUUACAUAUUUUUAAUUUAUAUAUAUAUAAAAAAUCAUGUCUAUUCGAGUUUUUUUGUGAUUUUUUUAUUCAAGACUUUUUGAUGAGAUGUUUAUUUUACUGUCAUUAAUAUGGUGUCUGGCUCCUUUGCCUUUAAGUUCAAAUAAAUCCAGGGUACACUCAAGAUCUUA